CUCCUAGUGAGUCCCACCAGCACACAAUUGACCCAAAAUCCUCAUGAACGACAGAGGCUCGAAUACCCCUCUCGUGUAUUCCCUCACUUAUGACGAAUGCGACUCCAUCCAGUCGAAUUAGCACCGCAAUCGGUCCCUGUGCCUGGAUGUCGGCAUCCUGCUCCAGCACACCAAAGCAUAACCCGCAGAUUCAUGCCUGGAUAUAAAUACAUACGCAAGAGAUGCCAAAUUGACCACAGCAGCUGAGAAUGCAGUUUGGGCUCGGUCCUCACAAUCUCGCUCCUACAUCCUUAACGAUCAGUCCGGCGAACAAUCUUGAGCAGGCGAACAAUAGGGAGAGAGAAUUACUACAUCUCAGGACAUAACAGGAGACUAAGGUAGGCACGGCAGAGAAAAUGCCGAGGACUGAUGGCGAGAGUCACAGAAGCCGUCAAGGCAAGUGUUACAAUGGCAGCAAGUUACAUGGUGGAAAUCUGUUUCUUCUCCGACUUAUGGGCUUGUUACGCUUGCUUGGUUCCCGUUUCGCAUGUGGCAUUAAGCUUCACGCUUUCCUCCUACCAAUCUUAUUCCGAUGCUCAAGUUUCGGGCUGGGCUCAAUAGCGCUAGGACUUUCAGUUAUAUGUUCUGGUUACAGAGGUAGUCUGGAUUGGGA
Molecule: messenger RNA, 652 nt
Organism: Mollisia scopiformis
Lineage: Eukaryota; Fungi; Ascomycota; Leotiomycetes; Helotiales; Mollisiaceae
Exons: 1
Coding region: 409-600 (63 amino acids)
Source: RefSeq, a predicted model, not a curated record